Cydia strobilella is the source of this 4201-nucleotide messenger RNA. Its product is annotated as FAD synthase-like. The coding region runs from base 168 to 884 and encodes 238 amino acids. The record is from RefSeq and is a predicted model, not a curated record. Gene Ontology annotation, biological process: FAD biosynthetic process. The transcript has 6 exons. NCBI's taxonomy places the organism in Eukaryota, Metazoa, Arthropoda, Insecta, Lepidoptera, Tortricidae. Gene Ontology annotation, molecular function: FMN adenylyltransferase activity.
UUUUUAUUUUGGCAUCAUAGAAAUUGAAACUUUCUCUUUAGUCUACAAAUUCAACGGUGGAUUUAUUUACCAGCGAUUGCACUGCUACAUAAAACGUAAAAACCUGCUAUUGCCUGAAGUUUGGAACAAAUGCACUCUGACCUCGAACAUAUAGUGUAGUGAGCGAGAUGCCGCAGAAGGGUGAGGACGUGUGUGCGGAGCUCCCGGACUUUGCAGAUGCCUUGGAGGAGUCUGAACAGGUACUACGAAAAUGCUUCAAGCAAUACAAAACCGAUGAAGUGUUCCUGUCCUUCAACGGCGGCAAGGACUGCACCGUGCUCCUGGACAUAGCCAUCAAUGUGCUGACCGACAUAUACAAAGACAAAUCUGUGAUAAAGAACCUUAAGGUGUUGUACAUAAGGACUAACAGUCCAUUUAGAGAGCUAGAAGCGUUCGUGAAGCAAGUCCAGCUCCACUAUGGCAUCACACUUGAAGUAACGGAAGGCGAGUUGAAAAGCACCUUGCAAAGAAUUUUAGACGAAGACAGUAGGCUAAAAGCGUGUCUAAUGGGCACGAGGCGGACCGACCCGUAUAGUCAAGAUUUGCAAUUUAUACAGAAAACUGAUGCCAACUGGCCCCAAAUAAUGCGGGUGUCUCCGCUGCUGAACUGGUCGUACCACCAGAUAUGGAGCUACAUCUUGGCGCGGCAGGUCCCGUACUGCAGCCUCUACGAUCAGGGAUACACAUCAAUAGGCAGCACACUGAACACGUGGCCGAACCCGGCGCUAGCCCUGGACUCGGGCUACCGGCCCGCCUGGCGGCUCGCCGACGGCACCCGAGAGCGCGCCGGCCGGGUCCCGCCCGACGCGCAGAACGGACUCAAUGAGAAAUGUGAAAACCUAUAGCCAGUUUUGUACGUAUGACGGUUAGAUGAAACCACAGAUACACGUAAAUACAUCCGCAGAUACACAUCGACCCGGCCAGCAAGCACGUAACGCGAAGGCGCGCCGGUCGGGCCUCACCCGACACCCAGAAUGGAGUCAAUGGAUCGUGAAAAUCUAUAUAGGUAUUUCCGUAUGUAUCAGUAGAUAAAAUUGAAAUUAAAUUUGAAGUUCUAUAUUAAUCGUCAGUGUUAUAAAAUAUUUUAGUACUACCUAACUAUUUAUUUAUUUGACACACAAACUUUGAUUGAAAUCCAUUUAUUUGAGUUAUUAGUUUGUCGUGGAAUUUGUAGACGUACCUAAUAUACUUAAGUAGUAAAAUUUCGAAGAUAUAAUUAUUCGUAAAAUGACUUUACUGUUCUUUUUGUUGAAAUAGUGUUCUUUUUAUGUAAUAUUUAUUGGCUAAGCAGCGUUUUUAUAUUUCAAAUACUGAAACUAUUGUUCAAUUGGCCAAUUUACUACUUAAUACCUACUUAUUAUUACCUAUAUUCGUACUUUUGUAAAAUACCAAGAAUUUCGUACCCGCCCGUUCCUAUCUCUAUCGUACGCGCGUAACGUAAUUAUAAUUUUUUUUAAUCAAUAAAUAAUGAUGUCUCGCUCAUGACAAUGACACUGUGCAAGUGGGACAGGAAUACAAUUACGCGCGUGCGAUAGAGAUAGAAACAAAGAGUAAAUGUACGAGUCUUUGUGCCUAGGGUUCUUACUUUACCAAUUUAGUACUCUGGGAUAUAAAAACAAGGUUUUAGGGGGUGGUUCACGACUGUGACUAUGGGCAAAUCAUUUAUGACACGCCCAACAUUCCUAACAUUCCUCAGCCGGGCACGGAUUUCGCUCGCGGACAGUACGUUUGCGUUCGGAAUUAUGUAACCAUGGCACAGUUUGUCAAUGCCUCGAAUAAUAGAUAAUUAUAAAUUACUAGUUAAUGAGGGCUAUCGUUUUUUUUUUGCUCACCAGUUGGCGCCUCUGUUGAUGGUGGUCCAAAAGACUAUGGAUGGUAUAGAAAGGAUGCCAAUCUCUUAUGGCAAAAUUGUUGCAAAAGUGACCGCUUUCAGCUUUAAAUAAUAGUUCCUAAUCUCUCCGGUGGCGCUAGUUAGCCUCUGGAACUCAUAAUAUAAGGCAACAAAUAACCCGACCAAAUUACGUAAGUUGUUUUUGGUAGUAAUUCGGUGUAUGGUGGCGCCGCCUAAUUACUGUUUUGAUGGACACUUUUCAUACAUAGAGAUUUGGCUCCUUUAUAUAGUCUCCAUGCAAAAGACUAAAGAACAGCUGUCAGUCAUUGAAGGGACAAGUGACAUUUCGAACUAUGGAAAAGACCAUCAUCUACACUAGCGCCCCUAGCGGCGAAUUCAUACGCGUUAGCCCUCAUUAUUUAUUUAUCAACAUAGGAGCCGUUUUAUUUACGCCUCUUACCUGUGGUUGUGCUGUAACCAACAAGCGGAAGUCUCUUUCCAAAUAAUCAAUUGGAAAAACAUACUUCCGCACAUAUUUGGGGCAUUUUCUAUAAAUAGGGACCUUAUUGUUGAUGGCGCUUACGCCACACAGCUGCGCGCGGCAUUGUAGUUAUAUCGGAGCAUCAUUAAUAAUGGCGUAAGCGCCAUCGACAAUAAGGUCCCUUUUUAUAGAAAAUACCACAUUUAAGGCUACAGGCGUUUAUAUAAAAUGUGCGACACUAUUUUGUGAUAUUUGUGUUCAUACAUCACGCCCUUCUGUCGACGUAAGAUUUUUAAAUUAAGUACUUACCUGCCAGAUUCACGUAAAUAACCAUUGUAAUGCAAUUUAGAUGCGUAAGUUUUAUUUUUAAUUAUUUUAGCUUCAAUUAAGAUUUCUCAGCAAGUUAUCUCUAAGUACUUAUUUUUAAUUAACGUACUUAAAAUAUUUUGUGUGGAAAAAUAAUUAUGGCAAAUUGAAUUGUCAAGAUGUUAAAAUAAUCACCGAACGGAUUCAAUCAAAGACCUUAGUCCACCAAUUGGGAGAGCUAGUAGACAUUUAAGAAUAGGUACCCGUAAAAAUUUCAGCUUGCCUCCAGAACAUUAUUUACGCAAAAAAAAACAUAUAUUAAACGACCCCAGCCAGGUCUGCAGUUCUUUGUUAGGGUAUGAUAGGAGUAGCAUGAGACAAAUUAAUAUCAAAUUUUUAGCUUGGAUAUACCUACUCUAAAAUGUCUCUCAGUAGUCUCGGACCAGUAGUAAUUCAGAGAAUAAGGAAUGUCUAUUGAAAACCUGCGCCCUAGACCUCUGGGAUCUUUAAGGGGCUCCCCGCGGUUUUCAUCGAUUUUUGACGAGUUUUGAGCCCUUACGGCCCGGCCACGACAUCGCGCGGCGGCUGCAACGGCGAGCGGCGGCCAUAGGUUGGAGCGAGACAGCGAUCGGACCUUUCGUUCCCACCUUCGUUCGCCGCGCGUUGUCGUGGCCGGGCCGUUACUCCCUACAUUUGCACUACAGAUAGAAUUACAAGACAAACGGCUAUCGGUUCUUCAAUCUUUUAUCUCCAUUCUUGUCUGCCGGAUUUUGAAAGAAAUGAAUACUUAUAUUUUAAUGAUUUUUUUAAAAAUUGUCUUUAAAAACACUUUUUUCGUAACUUGAUUGCUGUGAAGGAUCUUACAUAUACGAAAUCUACAUAUUUGGGUUCGUCUUUGACGUCUCUAAAAAUUGGUCAGAGAUUUUAAUUUUAAACUAAUUAACACAAAAGCUAUGGCUAGAAAACCAGUUUUUUGGCCUAAAAUUGUUCAACGUUGAUGCCAAAUAUCUCGAAGCCAAUGAACUUUGAAAUAAAUAUGGAAUACUAUAUUGCUUAAAGCCGUUGCUGUUAAAAUGAUAAGCUGCAAAAAACAUUAGAAAACUAAGGAAUUUAGAUCGAAGGUCAUUGGCGCCAGGGAGCCCCUUAAAUGCCGUAAUUCUACUUAAAAUCUUGUGUUAAAUUUAUUUCGACUAAAAUACAUUCACUGCCAAGAACCCGCUAGGUGUGUUCAUUUUGUAUUGGAAAUGGGGCGCUUGGCCCUGAAUGUGUUAAAAAUAUCUGUCUGUCUCUCUCGAAGUCUGUUGUCAUUGGCGUUUUAAGUCUUUUUACAUUCAUUAUUUUUAUUUAUGUAUUGAAAUUUCUUACUACUACUAUUGUUGAUUGAUUUUAUAUAAAAUGUAUAGUUUUAUGGUGAUCCAAUGCACUAUUUUGUUGUAUAAAUAUUUAAAUGAAACAAUGUUAAUGUUUUGAACAAGCGUAACACAAUAGUUUAACACCAAAAUAUUACGGUGAUAGUUCAAAUAUACGAAUUUAAUUUUAUUGUU